GACGUUGGGGGCGGGAAAGGAAGGUUCCCGGAAGUGAGUGUGGAGGAGCUGCCUGCCCAAAGCGCACGUUCCUCGCGCCCCCCAGCGCGGCUGCUCCCCGUCCCGCCGCCAUGGCCGAGCCGGGCCCCGCCGCCGGUCUGCUGCUGCUCCCGCUGCUGCUGAGCCCGGCCCUGGCCGGCGGAGCCGACGACACCGAGUGGGUCCGGCUGCCCAGCAAGUGCGAGGUGUGUAAGUAUGUGGCAGUAGAGCUGAAAUCUGCCUUUGAGGAAACUGGGAAGACAAAGGAGGUGAUUGACACAAAGUAUGGCUUUCUAGACGGAAAGGGGUCUGGAAUCAAGUACACGCAAUCGGAUAUCCGACUGAUCGAGGUGACAGAGACCAUCUGCAAGAGACUGUUGGACUAUAACCUGCACAAAGAGAGAACUGGCAGUAACCGGUUUGCAAAGGGAAUGUCGGAGACGUUUGAAACCCUGCACAACCUGGUGCAUAAGGGGGUGAAAGUGGUGAUGGACAUCCCCUAUGAGCUGUGGAACGAGACUUCUGCUGAAGUGGCUGACCUCAAGAAGCAGUGUGAUGUGCUGGUGGAGGAAUUCGAAGAUGUGAUCGAGGACUGGUACAGGCAUCACCAGAAGGAAGACCUGGCUCAGUUUCUCUGUGCGAACCAUGUGCUGAAAGGGAAAGACACAAGCUGCCUGGAAGAGCAAUGGGCCAGCAAGAAGGGAGAUGUAGCGACCACGGGGGAGAAGAAGACAAAGAAAAAGGGUGGCAAGAACAAGAAACCAGCAGAGAGGAAAAAGAAAAACAAGAAGGAGAAGGUUGAGGAAGCAAAAAGCCACCGGGACCCAAGUGCUGAAGGGAGCCCUGAGGAGGAGGGGGAUAUCCAGCCGAAGGCUCCCCUUGCGCACAGCCCAGCUGACGAGCUGUAGUCUCUCGGACGCUGCACACCGAUUUGCACCCCAUGGUAGGGACAGCGAAUGCUCUGGACACGUGGGAUAUUGGAUGCGCUCUGGGCAUUGCAACAGCCAGUUGUCUCCCAAGACGGUGACCCCUUAUUUCUGAAGGGAAAUAAAUUAGAACUCUUCUAA
Messenger RNA from Chrysemys picta bellii (western painted turtle), 1085 nucleotides. It is a transcript of the gene CNPY3, whose product is annotated as canopy FGF signaling regulator 3. The record is from RefSeq and is a predicted model, not a curated record. Lineage: Eukaryota; Metazoa; Chordata; Testudines; Emydidae.